Molecule: messenger RNA, 3015 nt
Organism: Arabis nemorensis
Lineage: Eukaryota; Viridiplantae; Streptophyta; Magnoliopsida; Brassicales; Brassicaceae
Source: the annotation of a GenBank genome assembly
AUGUUCGCGGCGUCAAGCACGGGAAUGUGGCGGACGGCGUUUCUCUCCCUCAGGGACGAAAUCUCGACCACUCCACAGCCGCCGGUUCCUCUGUUGCUUGAGGAUCUACUCUUCUCUCACUCCAAUUCCAUUCUCUCUGCCGUCUCUCUCCUCCCACCACACGAACUCACUUCCGAUUGCUUGUUCCUGCUCGAUUUGGUUUCCAAAGCUGAUGGUCCUCCCUGGAUCCCUGUGUCUCGUCUUACUUGUCAACUGAUACACGAUGUUUGUGCUCGUGUUCUUCUCCAACAAUGGCCGCUCCUUGUUCACUCUUUUGCUAGUGUCUUGGAGUUUCUUCUGCGCCAACCAAUGCCUUCCCUCUAUUCCCCUGCAUAUUUCGAACCUGUGAUCCAAUGUUUCGAGACUUUAAGACGUUUAAAUAGCUCCCAUCCAGACAACAUUCACCUUGUCCAGUUUCUUCUGCGCAUAAUUCCGUUACUACACCACGACUUACUUUCAUCCUAUGGUUUCUCUAAUCAAGACCCUACUUUAGAUUUCGAAAAGAAGCUGCCUAGCCUCUGGGAUGCCAUGGCCCUUGCCUUUGACAUGCUUGGUGGAGCAUUUUCUGUGUCUGAGUCUUUGUUUCCUAGCCAUGUCUGCCAAUCCACGCUGGAGGUUUUAAGGAAAGUAAUGGACGUCUUAGCAUCCAAGGGCCAGGUUGUCGAAGAUCGAUUUAUGUGGCGGUUUUAUUCAUGCCUUCUAGACUGUGUGCAUUUAGUCCUUACAAAUAUCAAAUCUCCUGUUUCUGAUCACGUCUCAAGUUUCAUAGCUGCAUUGAGACUGUUUUUCUGUUUUGGACUUACUGGCCCACCUCAGUUCUCUCAUUCUGAUGUUGUUCACAAGGAUAAGCAGUCAAAUGCCAAGCUUUCCACAUUGGUUUCUGGAGUAAGUAAGAACGCCAAAAAUGCACCUUAUAGGCCACCUCACUUGCGCAAGAGGGAUGAUUUGAACACCAAGCUGCCAGUGUCUUAUGAUUGGCGGCACCUGUCUGCUCAUGAUUCUGCUAGUGCUGAUGUUAUAUCAUCAGAUUCUGAUUUUAGUGACAGUGACGGAUCUAUAAGGGAUUCUUAUUGUGCACAAAGCUCCAAGGUUAGAAUAGCUGCGAUUGUAUGCAUACAGGAUCUUUGCCAAGCUGAUUCAAAGUCAUUUACCACUCAGUGGAUGGCUCUCAUUCCAACCAGUGAUGUACUCAAGCCAAGGAAGUUCGAAGCUACUCUAAUGACAUGCUUGCUAUUUGAUCCUCAAUUGAAGGUAAGGAUAGCAUCUGCAUCAGCUCUUGCCACCAUGAUGGAUGGGCCUUCAUCUAUUUUCCUUCAAGUGGCAGAGUACAAGGAAUCUACCAAGUAUGGAUCGUUUAUGCCCCUCUCAAAUUCCCUUGGUCUAAUAUUAAUGCAACUCCACACAGGCAUUCUACAUUUGAUCCACUGUGAUAAUCAUGGUAGAUUGUUGAUGCAGCUGUUCAAGAUCCUCUUGCUUUUGAUUUCAAGCACACCUUACUCGAGAAUGCCAGGAGAAUUGCUGCCAAAAGUUAUAAUGUCUCUGCAUGCUAGGAUUAAUGAGGGGUUUCCUUUCAAAAAUGAUAAAUCUGGUCUACUGGUUGCCGCAAUAGGUUGCCUGACAGCUGCAUUCUCUACCUUUCCUCCUCAAAUGAAAGUACAUAAUAUGCUUUCGGAUGAGACAUCAGCAGGUUUCAAUGGAUGUGAAUGGAAGUCAGGAGUUCUUCUUACUUUAUUUCAUUUUGCUGAGCAAUUUUCUGACGCAUCAACAUGCAUUGAGUCUCUUCAGGUGAGGAGCUGUACAGUUACUUGCUUUGCUGGUAUUACAUCCUCCAUAUUUGCCUCUUUCAAUAAGCAGGAAAAGGACUUUAUUACUUCAUCACUUAUAACCGCUGCAUUGCAUGACAAAACACCAUCAGUCAGAUCAGCAGCUUGCCGAGCUAUUGGUGUAAUUUCCUGUUUUCGAGAAACAACUUUAUGUGCGGGGAUAUAUGAAAAUUUUAUCAUAGCUGUUGAGGCGAAUACCCGCGAUCCAUUGACCUCGGUANUGCNUUAUCGACUUUCAUAUGUACGUAUAACAGCAUCCUGGGCGUUGGCCAAUGUAUGCGACUCUCUACGUUACCACGUCGAUGAUAUGUCUUUUGAAGGAUCAAAAACAACUUCACAAGUUGUGAACUCGUUAAUAGAAUGUGCUCUGCGCCUUACUGAGGAUGGGGACAAGGUUAAAUCCAAUGCAGUUCGGGCUCUGGGGAGUAUUUCAAAAUAUGUAAAGUUAAGAUGCGUGACAAGUAUAAAGUCACCACCGGACGAAGAGGUAUUACCUUUGGCCCAUCAACAUUCAUCAAAUUCUCACCAUCUACCCUGUGCGGGAGAUUCAAGCUGGUUGGAGAGAACCGUGCAAGCAUUUCUUUCCUGUGUUACUACUGGUAAUGUUAAGGUUCAAUGGAAUGUUUGUCAUGCGUUAAGCAAUUUAUUCUCCAACGAGACAAUUAAACUGCAGGAUAUGGAUUGGGCUCCAAGUGUUUUUAGUAUUCUACUAUUGCUGCUUCGUGAUGCAUCAAACUUUAAGAUAAGANUACAAGCUGCUGCUGCAUUAUCUGUCCCAGCAACCCCACUUGCCUAUGGGAGAUCAUUCCCUGAUGUUGUCAAAGGUGUGGAGCAUACUUUACAAAGUNUGAAUUCUGAGAGAGAGACAACUCCAGCAAAUUUCAAAUAUAAGAGAUCGCUUGAGAAUCAGUUAACCUCAACCAUGCUGCAUCUCCUGAGCCUAGUUUCAAGCUGUCAUUGUGAACCGUGGACAGAUUUUCUUCUAAGAGAGGAAGACAAUGCGNCUGGAGCAAGNNGCACAAGCACUACAGGCGAGAAGCAGAAGAAAGAGUUGAUCUCUAGAGCUAUACAGUUACUUGCCACAAGCUUAGGGGAUGGACAUAGCCGUGAAAUGGCUGUAAAGUUGCAGGAGUUAGAUAGCAAUGUGAAUUGA